Molecule: messenger RNA, 5540 nt
Organism: Argiope bruennichi
Lineage: Eukaryota; Metazoa; Arthropoda; Arachnida; Araneae; Araneidae
Product: adhesion G protein-coupled receptor L4-like
Exons: 22
Coding region: 130-3084 (984 amino acids)
Biological process (GO): cell surface receptor signaling pathway; adenylate cyclase-activating G protein-coupled receptor signaling pathway
Cellular component (GO): membrane
Molecular function (GO): G protein-coupled receptor activity
Source: RefSeq, a predicted model, not a curated record
UUGAUGUUUGAAGAGUGCAUUUCAAUGAAUCGGUUAACAUAUAAUAGAGGAGAGUUGUAACAUGAUGAGCAAAAACGUGUUGAUGAAAAUAAUUUUGAUGAGAUUGUUUAAUGACUGUCAAACUGAAAUAUGCUAAUGAACUUUUGGAUAUAUGCCAGCGCAUUUUUUGCUCUGGCUUGUUUAGAAGCUGAAUUAAAAACUCUUUCGAGAAAGGAACUUCAAGAUAUAAAACGCAAAUGGGACGAAUGUUGCGAAACCAAUAUCUGCAUUCGAAAUUCUUGCUAUACAGUAGAACUCCGAGCUUCUGGUUGGGCUGCUGUUAGACAAAGAUGUCAAGGACGGUACCCAGAUUGGCCGUUUGCUGUAGAUAUAUUUCGAAUUCAAGAUGAAGAGGAUAUUGGAAUACUCACCAAAAUGUUACAGGAAUCCCAGCAAUAUUCAAAAGAUGCUUCAUCACUACCCAGAACAGUUUGGACAAGUGGGACUAAAUGUCCCAAGACGGGAAAUAAAGGAUCCGUAAUGGUUAACCGCUGGACUUCAACAAAUCACCCAUUCCCGGAUUGGUUACAAGCUAAAGUCGAAGAGGCAUCUGAAGAAUUGGAUGAAGGAUGCAAGUUUCUUGUUGUAUAUCCUGCUCCAAGCACCUCAGAUAUUAAGUAUGAUUUUCAGGAGCAAACAGCUCGCCACCCGGCGAUUUGUGAAUUCGUAUUUCCUGGGGAAGUUGAUAAUAACAAAUGGAAUGAAACAGACUUUUUUUCAACGGAUGAAAACUUUUCUUCUGGAACAGUCACAAGAGGAGAUAAUUUCAAAACGAGUACAACAUCGAAGAUGAUAAAAAGCAAGACCCUGAAUCCAGCAGAAAGCUCCCAUUGGACUUCGGAAACACCACAUCAUUUUACAACAGUGCCGAAUCGAGUGACGUCAAGUUCCCCUCCUGACGAGGAGUCGCAUCAGACUAUUACUACAAAGCUGUCUAGAUUUUGUCAUGGAAGGUUUGAAGCUGGAAUUUACUGGCCCGAUGCUGCCCCAGGAGAAACAGUUAAUAAAAGUUGCCCCGAAGGGAUGACAGGUUAUGCGCAGUGGACAUGUAAUGAAGAAACACUACAUUAUACUCCUUCAAGACCUCAUAUCCAAGAUUGUAAGCACAUUUGGAUUACGAACUUAGAAGACGAUGUCAAAGAAGGUGCAGAUGCUAUUUCGAUAUCUGAGAGAUUGGCUAACGAAACAAAACAUCAAGUUAUGUCGCAUGGAGAUAUAACAGCUUUGGUUGACCUUUCCACAAAAAUUCUUGCCUUGUACUUCUCACAAACAGGAGAUAAAGAUAAUGAAGUGAAAGGAAAACAAGAGAAACCAUUAUCAUACAAUUUUACUGAAUCUAUGGUGGCAUCCAUGAGUAACAUGCUCAGAGCUGAAAUUAAAAGAGCGUGGGAAGUUCUGCCUGAAAUUCAUCAAACUAGAGCUGCAAGUCAAAUUCUGAAACUUGUGACAAGCAUGGGUAGUCACCUAAGUUGUACUCGAAAAUCGGACGAUAGUUUGCAAUUCACAGUUGCUGCAGAAAACAUUGGUUUGCAAACAUUCAUAUUUAAUAAUGAGACUUCUUCAGAAGAGGACUCACUAGUAUUCCCACAGAAAGUUCCCAAUGUCGAAACAAACAGCUCUAUUUAUGUGCCUGCUGAUCUUGACUUGAAAACCUGGUUGUCUCCCUGCAGGAGUUAUAAAACGGCGGUGGGAGUAAUUUACAAUCACGUCGGGGAUUUUCUAAAAAAUGAGAAUCAAUCACGUUCAACUGUGCACGUUGUGACAAAGGUUAUCAGUUUUUCCCUGACAAACAGCUCUGAGUCGAUCAAAUUACCCAAAGAUAAAAAAGUGACUGUUGUUCUACAACACCUUCAAAUACAGGAUAUUCUGAAAGGAAUAUUAAGAUAUCCAAGAUGCAUGUUUUGGAACUUCUCUAAACAAGAUUAUGGCCAAUGGGAUGGAUCUGGAUGCACUCGUGUUAGCUCCAAUUUAACUCAUACGGUGUGCACAUGUGACCAUCUUACCAAUUUUGCCGUUUUAAUGGAUAUCUAUGAUAAUAUCCAAGAAGACGAAAUCCAGUCAAUAAUGACUUAUGUGUGCUGCGGAAUAUCAUCUUUAACACUUGUUGGCACAUUAGUUUGUUUCUUCACAAUCAGAUCUCUUCAUGGGAGAAGAAGCAUUAUUACAGGGAACUUGUGCCUUUGCCUUCUAAUCACAAAUCUGCUCAUACUUUUUGGAUUGGAUCAAACCUACAAUAAAAUAAUCUGUGCAACAAUUGCUGGGCUUCUCCAUUUUUGGAUUCUUUCUGCCUUCUGUUGGAUGCUUGUAGAAGGAUAUCAUUUGUACAGAAUGGUAAUUCUAGUCUUCCAGACAGGGAGAAAUUUGUCAGUAAAGUUCUAUUAUCUUUUUGCAUAUGGUUGUCCUCUGAUUAUAGUUGGGAUUUCCGCAGCGUUAAGGUCAGAUGGCUAUGGUGGUCCUAAUUAUUGUUGGUUAUCUUCUCACUAUGGCUUAAUGUGGAGCUUUGUUGGACCAGCUUGCGUCAUUAUACUAAUAAAUAUUGUGAUAUUUAUACUAACUCUGCGCUCUGCAUCUACAGUAAGAGUGAAAAGGGAACAGACGACAGUUAAGAAAAUUAAAAGCUGGGCUAGAGGUUCUUUAUCAGUUAUGUGCUUACUGGGUCUCACGUGGUGUCUUGGUUUAUUUUACAUCAACAAGACAUUUCAUGUGGUCUCCUAUAUAUUCACGCUUCUUAAUGGGUUACAGGGUGUCUUCAUAUUCAUUUUCCAUAUAGUUCUGAAUGAGAAAAUUCAAUCUUUCUGUUUCACAAAAUGGAAAGGAAAGAAUCAAUACUGGAAUAAGGGAAACCAUGUACUGUUGAUAUCGAUUCGAGUUAAGAACAGCAUUAAAGAAGCACAAAACUCCAAGCAAACAUCAAAUAACCGUGGGCAUAGCAAGUCUUCUACCCGUACAAGCAUCGAAAGCAAUGGAUGUGCAAAUCGUAAUCUAGCAUCCCGCAAAACAAGAACGUUGCCUACUGUCAUGACAUCCGUUCCAGGUUCAAGCUGAGCUAGACAACCAGAAACAGAUCAUCUGAUCUGAAAAUAAUACACAUAUUAAGAAGGAGAUUGAAAAAUAUAUAUUCAUAAAACAUUUUUCGAUUAAAGUGUAGGGCAUAGAAUUCAAUGUCAUUUCAAGACAAGAUAUGCCAUGAGAACAAAUGAACUUAUAAUAUAUUUUAGAAUAUGGCAAAAGCUUUCAUGCUCCUAAAAAUUCAAUGAACAAGUUUAUCAAUUAAUUGUAGGGUUUAUAGUAAUAUAUCAAAGGAAAAUGACAUAAUCUAUCAUGUUAUGAAUUUCCAAUGAUAUUAAAGAUAAUAAUACAAUUAAAGACCACAAAAAUUCAUUAGUAAUUUCUUGGAUGUAAAAAUACACUGCUCAAAACAAUUAGGAAGUUAAAAUUUUGGAUUUUAAAUGUUGAUCAACUUCUAUUAACAGAUAUGCGUGAUUCGUACGGACUACAAGCUAAUACCAAUGAAUAACUAAUUUUAUUCUCAAUUUCUGUCCAGAAAAUGAAAAAGAAGAAAGUUUCAACUUCAUUAUGUUUUAAAAUGAACAAAAAUGGCAAUUUAUUUAAUAAAAAUAAGUUAUAGUGCAGAACUUAUCCUGACAGAGUAUAGAAUUGCCCAUUGCGAGACCUACAGUUAAUUAGAUUAUGUAGGAGGAUUAGGACAUUCGCCUUGUUGUAGAAGAUGAGCAAUUUUCCCUAAUGGACUGUUUUGGGAAGUGAUAAACGAACAGUAACCAUUCUUCUUAGAAUGCCUCAAACAUAUCUGAGUAUAUUCCCAUCUAAGAAACACGUUUCGCAAUCCAUUUGAAGGAUUCUUUUGUAGAAAGGAAGUCACAAAGCGCUUAAGGUGAUUUGUCCUUAUUGUACAAAGCAUGAAAUGAAAUUAUUCAAACUUGCUGCAAUAUUUAGAAUCUCAUUUUUAUAUAGUCAGACAUCAUUGAUUCAUUUAUGAUGAUUUAGAAAGAUAUAUGACCAAUGGGAAAGGCGUACUGGUCCAGACUAUUAUCUCACUUUCUCCAAAUUGGAUACUUAAUACAAAUACAGGCUUAUGACUCCCAGUACCAAGUUCUCAACGAACGAGAAUUAAUUGGUUUCUUUGGUUUUCUCUCUGAAGUGAACUUUGCUUCCUUUAUAGCAUUGUUUUGCCAAUUUUCUACAUGCACCAUUGAAACUUGAUUGUAAAGAAGCACAAAUUGCCUGCGAGAACAUAAGGCAAACUGUGGCGGCUAUUACUAAGCAGACGGUUUUGAAUUAUUCCUUUUGGUCUUAAAAGAUGCUGUUGUAAGAGAAUGGUGCUCACAUAAUAUCUUCUGGUUGUUAGUCUUAAGCACCAGACAUUGUUUUAAUUCGUUUCAAGCCUACGACUUCAUCUUAGACUUUCACGAAAUUUCAGAUUUCCAAAUAACCAAUUCUAUGUAACUUAAAAUUAAACUUUAGGUUCUUCAUAGGUUUUCUUUGUGAUUUUGCUGCUAUUUGAUCCUUUUGUAACCUACUGAGGACCCUCCGAAUUCCUUUAAGUUAUAUUUAGAAACAUCAUAUUUCUUGAUACAAAGCAUUUCUGAAGUGACGUUUUUUUCUUCGUCCAUUUCAACAAAAACAACGAGACGUUUACAAGUGCGUAUUCUGAGGUUUUUAUAUAUACUGAACUUAAUAAAUUUCCUUUUAAUUUUGUUUGAAAAAAUGUCUGGUUAAUUAUAUGAGUAUUUCAUACAAAAUUGAAAUUAUCCUCUCGUUGUUUUGAGUAGUUUAUAUAUACAUUCCAUUCGACUCUCAUUAAUUGUGUAGAUUUACAUUAUUGAUGUGAAUUGAGCAAGUAACACAAGAUGGCAGACAAAAGUAUAAAAAGUUAUUUAACUGAUGUCUGCUUUAUUUCAUUUUUUUUUAAAGCUUUCCGUUUCCGUAAAUAAAAUCAAAAGACGGACCGGAAAUGGCUGAUUUUAUUAACCGCUACGAUCGGGAAAAUUUUUUUCAUCAGAGCUGAAAUUCAUUUAAGAAUAUUUUUCUCGAAAAUAUUUUAUUUCAUUUUAAACUUUGUAGACUGAAGUUGAAAAAAGUUAGACUUAGCUUUUAAUUUAAUUCAAUCGAAAAUUAAAAUUAGUAGUAAUUAAUUAUUUUGAUUUUAACCGUUGAAGCUGGGGUGUUUCAUUUCAGAAUUAUUCUUAAUUUUUUUCAUUUAAUGUCUGUAUAAAAUAUUCAGUAAAGAUUUCGAAACUGGUGUUGAAAGGUUUUUAUGAUUUAUUAAACAUUACCAAACAAGAUACCCAAAAUAAGUUGAUUUGGUUUCUAUUCCAAUAUUAUUUGUAAUUCAAGAAUUCACAGUGCUUCGUUUAUUUACAUAUUUGAUAACUAUCCACUUUUGAAAUCAUGCUUUAUAAUCUUCACUCAUAUUCAUCUUUUUAGCUACGAAUCAUGCAAACAUUAAACGAGCACCGUGACUAUGCGUCAUACGUCCAUCG